This is a messenger RNA of Cynocephalus volans (Philippine flying lemur), 891 nucleotides long. RefSeq names its product WASH complex subunit 3 (gene WASHC3). Gene Ontology annotation, cellular component: WASH complex. The coding region runs from base 102 to 677 and encodes 191 amino acids. The record is from RefSeq and is a predicted model, not a curated record. The transcript has 7 exons. Gene Ontology annotation, biological process: actin filament polymerization; exocytosis. Lineage: Eukaryota; Metazoa; Chordata; Mammalia; Dermoptera; Cynocephalidae.
GCACCCCGGAGGCGGGGACUGAGGGAGGCGUUGGGACGAGAUUACCAGGUUGGGUGGGCCCUACCUGGGAGGGGUUUGUGGGUCCUCUGCCCGCUGAAGAGAUGGAUGAGGACGGGCUUCCACUCAUGGGGUCAGGCAUAGACCUGACCAAGGUGCCAGCUAUUCAACAGAAAAGAACGGUGGCAUUUCUAAACCAAUUUGUGGUGCACACUGUACAGUUCCUCAACCGCUUUUCUGCAGUUUGUGAGGAGAAACUGGCAGACCUUUCUCUUCGUAUCCAACAAAUUGAAACAACUCUCAAUAUUCUGGAUGCAAAGUUGUCAUCCAUCCCAGGCCUAGAUGAUGUCACAUUUGAAGUAUCUCCGUUAAGUGUCACAAAUGGAUUACAUUCUGAGCCCACUUCAGAGCAAUCACAGCAGAACAGUACACAAGACUCUGGACCACAGGAAAGUGAAGUAUCAGCAGAAAAUAUCUUAACUGUAGCCAAGGAUCCAAGAUAUGCCAGAUAUCUCAAAAUGGUUCAAGUGGGUGUUCCAGUGAUGGCAAUAAGAAAUAAAAUGAUAUCAGAAGGACUAGACCCAGAUCUUCUUGAGAGACCAGAUGCUCCAGUGCCUGAUGGUGAAAGUGAAAAAACUGCAGAAGAAAGUUCAGAUAGUGAAUCUUCUUUUAGUGACUAAGCUUAAUUUUGGUAAGAAUUACAUACAUGUGUAGGGGUACAUUUACAUUUUAUAAAAAAGAGAACCUGAACUCUUGUUAGUCAUAAAAACAUCAAAUGGCUACAUAUCCAUCACCGAGCUUCUUCUGUGUUUAAAAAAAAAAAAAAGUAUUAAAGCAUUUAUAACCUGCCAGUAUGUCCUGUUACCAAAAUAAAGGACCCUGAAAUGAAAAACA